GCCGUCCUUCCACGUUGAUUUCAACGACAAAAUUAAAACCUCUAACCAACACAUUGCAGAACUCUAAUCGCCAUUACUCCCAACACACACUCACACUCAGUCUGUCGCUUGUAUAAAUUUCAACCAUCAAAAUCAAGUACACAUCCACAGCUCUCUCUCUCUCUGGCUGUCGCUUCCUUUUGAAGUAUAAGUAUAUAUAGUUCCAGAAAAGGAAGUGGGAAAGAGGAUAAUCUCAAGUUCAAAUUCGAGAAUUGGAGAGGAAGAAGUUGAAGGGCCAAAUGUCUUUUGUAGCAGGUUUAGUGAUCGGUUUGGUCGUCGGCUUAGCGCUGAUAGUUGUUUUUGUUCGCUCUGAAAAUGCCCGAUCCAAGCAGCGGUCGGACCUUGCUACUACAAUUGCGGCGCUUGCUAGGAUGACUGUGGAGGAUUCGAGGAAGUUGCUGACGCCGGAGUAUUACCCUUCUUGGGUUGUGUUUUCCCAGCGCCAAAAGUUGACUUGGCUGAAUCUUCACCUGGAAAAGAUCUGGCCGUAUGUUGAUGAGGCUGCGUCGGAGCUGAUAAAGGCAAAUGUAGAGCCAAUCUUAGAGCAAUAUAGGCCAGUUAUACUGGCUUCUUUGGGUUUUUCCAAGUUCACGCUUGGAACUGUAGCCCCGCAGUUCACAGGUGUGUCGAUCAUUGAAGAUGGAAGUGAAGGAAUCACCAUGGAGUUGGAGAUGCAAUGGGACGGGAACCCUAGUAUAAUACUUGAUAUUAAGACUUAUCUUGGUGUUUCUCUUCCAGUUCAGGUGAAAAAUAUUGGAUUCACUGGGGUCUUCAGGUUGAUUUUCAGACCACUAGUCGAUGAGUUUCCUUGCUUUGGAGCUGUUUGCUUUUCAUUACGUCAAAAGAAAAAGCUGGAUUUUACACUUAAAGUUAUUGGAGGAGACAUAUCAACAAUACCUGGCCUUUCUGAUGCCAUUGAGAGUACUAUAAGGGAUGCUGUUGAAGAUUCUAUUACAUGGCCAGUUCGGAAAGUUAUCCCUAUAUUGCCUGGAGAUUAUAGUGAUCUUGAACUGAAGCCUGUUGGAACUUUGGAGGUGAAGCUUGUGCAAGCAAAGGAGUUGACAAAUAAAGACAUUAUAGGCAAAUCUGAUCCUUUUGCUGUCUUAUAUGUGCGGCCUUUGCGUGAUAGAAUGAAGAAAAGUAGGACAAUUAACAACCAGUUGAAUCCAGUCUGGAAUGAACAUUUUGAGUUUGUCAUUGAAGAUGCUUCAACACAGCACUUGGUAGUAAAAAUCUAUGAUGAUGAAGGGCUUCAGUCAGCUGAACUAAUUGGAUGUACUCAAAUUCAGCUAGCUGAACUUCAGCCUGGCAAGGUGAAGGAUGUGUGGCUGAAAUUAGUAAAAGAUUUGGAGAUUCAGAGAGACAAUAAAAAUAGGGGGCAGGUGCACUUGGAGCUUCUUUAUUGCCCUAAUGGCAUGGAAAAUGCGUUUACCAAUCCGCUUGCCCAGAAGUACUCUAUGACUUCACUGGAGAAGGUCUUUAAAGAUGGAGCAGAGGGGAAUGGUCUAGCUGAAAAUGGUGAAGGCAACAAAAGGAGGGAUGUCAUUGUAAGAGGCGUGCUUUCUGUUACUGUCAUAUCUGCCGAUGACCUGCCACCAGCAGACCUGAUGGGGAAGGCUGACCCUUAUGUAGUGCUCACUAUGAAGAAAACUGAAAUGAAAAACAAAACCAGGGUUGUGAAUGACAGUUUGAAUCCUGUCUGGAAUCAGACUUUUGAUUUCGUUGUUGAGGAUGGACUACAUGAUAUGCUAAUUCUAGAACUUUGGGACCAUGACACAUUUGGGAAGGAUUUAAUGGGACGGUGCAUCUUAACGUUGACAAGGGUUUUAUUAGAAGGUGAAUACAAAGAUACAAUCCCUCUGGAUGGUGCUAAGUCAGGAACAAUUAACUUGCAUCUCAAAUGGGCUCCACAACCAAUUUACCGUGACUCCUAGUCGUUAUCCAACAGCAAAUGUCCAACUCUCCAUGGCAUAUGAAACACAUUUCCGUUAUAUACAGAGGGCAUACUCAAAUUCUUCAUCCCAGAGAGACAUUGAUCAAUAAUACUGUAAUGAUGUGAUUGUAGAAGUACUUUUCUGUAUGUAAUACUGGUGUAUAUAUCUAUUGGAGCUGUAGAUUGAGCAAUGCUGUAAAAGCUGCGGAAAUUUGAUGUGGGGAAGAAAUGUAGUGAGUCAAUCUUGAAAGACCUGCUGGGCUUUGUUGUGUGGGUGAGAGGUUUAGGACAUGGUGUACAAUAGUCAAAUUUGUUUUAUGAUUUGUUAAUUGCACCAAAAAAUGAAAAUUAGACAUUCAGUUUGUUACACCUAUA
Sesamum indicum (sesame) is the source of this 2347-nucleotide messenger RNA. Its product is annotated as synaptotagmin-5. Gene Ontology annotation, cellular component: endoplasmic reticulum. The record is from RefSeq and is a predicted model, not a curated record. Gene Ontology annotation, molecular function: lipid binding. NCBI's taxonomy places the organism in Eukaryota, Viridiplantae, Streptophyta, Magnoliopsida, Lamiales, Pedaliaceae.